This is a messenger RNA of Corticium candelabrum, 3576 nucleotides long. RefSeq lists its product as uncharacterized. The record is from RefSeq and is a predicted model, not a curated record. NCBI's taxonomy places the organism in Eukaryota, Metazoa, Porifera, Homoscleromorpha, Homosclerophorida, Plakinidae. Bases 111 to 2273 code for a protein of 720 amino acids. Gene Ontology annotation, biological process: protein phosphorylation; MAPK cascade. The transcript has 6 exons. Gene Ontology annotation, molecular function: ATP binding; MAP kinase kinase activity.
GUAGCUAUCCCACGCAUGCCCAGAUCGAUCUAGACCUACUCGGAUCGGUAGGAAAGUUAUGAGUGCGUGCCUACAUCCAGAACGACGCCCCACGUUCGUGAACAGUUGCAAUGGCUGGAAAACAAUACAAGGAUGAUGUAUACGCUCAAAAACAAGGUCUGGCUGCCUCUGAUGAGAACAUGCGAGCUGUAUGGAUGAAAACGAAACAAGAAGAUGAAACACGAUUCCAUUUGUCGACGGCGGGGGCGUCCAGUGUUGCGAUGAAGGUAAAUCCCCAAGGAUUUGAACGAAAAGAGAGAAGAAAAAAAGGUAUGAGUGAAAUGGGGAUGGCGGGAGGGCCGCUUGUCGUCCCGGAGCGUGUGGCUGGAAUGAAAGCGAAGGAAAUUGGAUCGUGGCGUACGCCGAAGGAGACGCAGUUAGAGAAAGGGACGAUGGCGCAUGUUGAGCCUUUUGCAACGUCGUGGCACGAGAGUCAUGCCUCAUCAUCAUUACCACGUUACCACAAGGGGGCCGUUGGUGGUGUAGGAGAGGUGGUGGGGAAGUGGAACUUUCCAGAUGAUUCUGUGUUUUCUAGUGCUAAGAGUAAGAGAGAAGAUACAGCAGGUGGUCGGUAUAGAGUAGUGGCUGGUAGAGGUAGUGGAUUUGGUGAUACAUCUAGUAGGUUAGUGUACAAGAGAGAGGAUGAACAACAAAGUGUAUUAAGUUUGGCUGCCAAACAGAAUACUUUACAGACAUCUAGCGAAUCAGCAGAAGCAAUAGAACCUCUAACUUCAUUGAUACAUGAGUUUGCCUUGACUGACUAUCAGAAAGCUGUAUAUGAGCAACGAUAUGGACUACAGUCCAGUAGCUCUUCAAAAGGCUUGCAAGCAGAUUUGUAUUCUGCAAAGGCAGAAGAGAAAUCAACAGUAGGACCUGUUGCAGGUGCUGAUAGUUUGUCUAGGAAAAGGGAAACUCUUCGUGUAUUACAACAGAAAGGACUUCCUGAUCUUGUUGAAGGAGAUCUGAAUCUGAAGAUGCUGACUCCUAGGCAGCUCAUUGAUCAAUGCCAUGUAAGAGAUUGUCAAAAGCUGCAGUCAGAAUUACAUGAAGAAGAAAUGGGCACAAGAAUAGAUGAAGUAGAAAACGAAUGUCAGGAAGAAAGGCGUAGACGAAUAGAAGCAGAGAUGAAAGUGUGCAAGUUGGAAGAUGAGUACAAGAUGCUAAGAGAAGAGAACAAGAUGCUAAGAGCACGAUUGCCAGCUGACAACUUGGAAUCUCUGCCUGAACAGCCUGGAGGUCUGACAACUGCGGACAGAUUACAGAUGGUUGUCCUGCUCUACACGUGUCAAGCAAAGGAUUUUGAAAAGCUGAAAGUGAUAGCUCACGGAUGUGAGGGAGUCGUGUUGCUGGUAAAAUGUAACAAAGAAUCUAAUUUGCUACAUGGACGAAAGUUUGCCCUGAAAGUUAUGUUCAAUGUCUUCAGUCAUGCAACACUAACACAAGUUCGUAAUUACUAUCAGAAUGAGUACACAGCUCUCUGUACGAUGUCACCACAUCCCAACAUCGUCCGACUGUACGCUUUCUUCUAUGAUCGUCUCCCCGACUUAUCUACUUUCGCAUUACCACCAAUUGUUGUAGAGAAUGCAAGAACGUUGUCAUUGUUUCUUAUCAUGGAGUUCAUCUUAGAUACAUUGCAAGAUGUUACAGAAAGUUAUCGAAGCUCAGGCAAACUAACAGGGAAGCAAGUCAUGAAGUGGACACUACAGAUAUUGAAAGGAAUUCAACAUAUGCUCAAAUUUCGAUUUGUACAUCGUGAUUUGAAACUAAACAAUGUCUUGGUUGACUCCAAUGGGACUGCAAAGUUGUGUGACUUUGGUUGCUCGGUACAACUUACAGAAGACAUGACAAUGUUGUAUGGCCCGGGAGGAUCUCUCGGUGGUAAUGCAGCUCACAUGGCUCCCGAACUGCUGAACACUACCGCUGGACAUGGACGACACAUCAAGGGUGAUAGGCAAGACAUGUGGGCUUGUGCGUUGAUGGUUUAUGAAAUGGCAUGUGGUCGUUCACCGUUUGAGGCGUCUGGUGGGAAAGCUUUGGAUCAACGAGGUUAUCGAAUGUGUGACCUGCCACCGCUUGUUAUUAAAAAUGAAAAAACCUCAGGACUAAUGAGUUCUGAUGAGGAGCUGAGUCAACCUUUUGUUGAGUUAGUAAUGUCUAUGUUAGAGUAUGAUCCUAGUAAACGGCCAAGUAUUGAGCAUGCGAUUAUGGCCAUUCAACAAGAACUCGAUCGGUAAUAUGCAAGGGCGAGCUACAGUUCGUAAUCAAGAGAGAAGCAUUUCAACAACUGAGCAAUGCAAGUUGCAAUGCACACUCAGCGCAAGCACAGAUUGAUGCAUUGAGUUUGAUGCUCCGAUCAUAGUGAUCAUUUUAUAUGCUCAGAGCACACACUUGCUUCACUGUAUUGACACAUGCAGAUUGAGAUGUGUGGUGGAUCCGAAUCAAAGUUGAUUCAAGGCAUCGAAUGGAUGUGGAGGAUACUGUUGAGUAAAUUAGCGGAUGAUGAUGGUUGUAUUCAGUCAGCAUAUCACCAACACAUCACCAUGUGGUACGUUAGUGUUAUGUUGUGUAUUAGAUGUACUGUACUAAGCGCUGAGCAAUGUAAAAUGCUCUUGCAUUGAAAAGCUUGUUGAAUUUUUUCUCUCUUGCUGCAUAGUAUGCUGUACUAUAGAAGUGUACAUACUGUGUAUAUGCUGUAGCUCUGCUCCUACUGUACUCGGUUGCUUUGGCUCGUAUAUAGACUAUAGUACUAUGUUAUGUAGUUUAUAUAGUGUACAUAAUUUGAGUGUGAAACUUCAACAGUCAUGUGUAUGUUUUUGCUAAAUUUGAUCAUUGGUCAUGGUUUUGUGAGUGCAUUCUGGGGUUUACAAGAGUGGUAGUUGGAAAUCUGAUGAGCGUCACACCACACACACACACACACACACACACACAAUCACACUGACACCUAAAAAUGUAACGCACCUAAUGUAAUAAGGCUGGUAUGUCAUGUGUACAUUCUUUCCUGGGUAUGAGGACUGCCAACAGGACAUCCUAAGUACAGAUUCAUAUUAUAAUGAGGAUGGUUGUAGUUACUGAAAUGCCAACAGGAUCCAUACUUUGCAUAGUUGUUAUCCAUACAGACGCAGCAGUUUCCCUAAAAAGUUUCACAAGUUGUAACUAAUCUGUUGAUCAUUCAACUAAAAAGAUAGCCUUGAAUUUCCAGACCAGAGCGCGCGCACUCUGGUGUGGAAGUUCGAGGCUACUAAAAAAAGAUAGGCUGUAAACUGUAGGCCUUAUGUUGCCGUGCAUGAAUGUCGCAAUGGACUCGUUGCACAAUAAUUAUUUGAUAUUACGUGCGCUUUAUGCGUGUUUAUCUAGGCAUUUAUGUAGCUGCAAGUCUCGUUCUUGUUCUACAAAUGGGAGAGGCAAGUGAAGAGAAAUACAAAUAUACAGAAUGCAGAGAAGGUCAAGUGGACGGUUCUUUUGCGGGCAGAGGAAAACUAUUAGAUUGUUGGUCGAGGGAAAGUGCACUGACGCACAGAGAACUGACUCUAGAUGAUG